Acanthosepion pharaonis is the source of this 3405-nucleotide messenger RNA. NCBI's taxonomy places the organism in Eukaryota, Metazoa, Mollusca, Cephalopoda, Sepiida, Sepiidae. The record is from the annotation of a GenBank genome assembly.
AUGCAAGCCUUUUCUCCUGAUCAUUUGCCUGAAAACCAUUCUUGUAGUUUUCACUUGUCAGUCUUGAUUUUUGCUCUAUUGAUCCUAUUCUUAGUUUCUGUGCUUGACAUACCUAAACUGAAGCGGGUUUUCCGGAAGGGUCUUUUGAAGGCUGCAAAAACUGCAGGUGCCUGGAUUGUGACUGGUGGAACUAACACAGGAGUGACCAGACAUGUUGGUGAUGCCAUCAGUGACCGCACAACCAAAGCAAAAAACAAAGUGGUUGCCAUUGGUAUUGCUCCUUGGGGGAUUGUUGAGAACAAGGAACUUCUUAUUGGAAAUGAUAAAGUUGUUCCUUAUCACUGUGUCUCGUCUCCCAAAUCAAACUGUGCUGUGCUCAACAGCAAUCAUUCCUACUUCCUGCUCAUUGAUAAUGGAACCAUGGGAAAAUAUGGCGGUGAGAUCAUGUUGCGCAAGAAGUUAGAGAAAUACAUUAGUCAACAGAAAAUAUGCAUAAAUAGUGGUGUGAAAGGGCGGGGUGUGCCAGUGAUCUGUGUGGUGCUUGAGGGUGGUGCCAAUACCAUCCGAUCAGUAUUAGAAUAUGUAACUGAUUCUCCACCAAUCCCUGUUGUGGUCUGUGAUGGUAGUGGGCGUGCUGCUGAUCUACUGGCUUUCACCCACAAAUAUACUUCAGAUGACGGUGAUAUGAUGGAAGGUAUCCAUGACCAACUGAUUUUGACAAUACAGAAGACAUUCCAGUACACUCAGGUGCAAGCAGAAAAACUCUUUAUAGAACUCAUGCUGUGUGUUAAGAAAAAAGAUCUGAUUACAGUGUUUAGAAUGGGAGAUAUUGAUCUUGACUUAGCAAUCCUUACUGCAUUAUUGAAAGCUGUGAUGGUGUUUCCUAACCAAGAUGCAAGUUCUAGCGCACCUGACCAACUAAGUCUCACUUUGACCUGGGAUCGGGUUGAUAUUGCUCGAAGCCAUAUCUUUGUCUAUGAUUCUCUCUCUUUAAAUCACUUUCUCUUUAAAUCACUUUCUCUCUCUUUUACUCACUUUCUCUCAGUUUCACACACUUUCUCUCACUCUCGCUCUUUCACUUACUUUCUCUCGCUCUUUCACUUACUUUCUCUCGCUCUUUCACUUACUUUCUCUCGCUCUUUCACUUACUUUCUCUCGCUCUUUCACACGCUUUCUCUCGCUCUUUCACACGCUUUCUCUCGCUCUUUCACACGCUUUCUCUCGCUCUUUCACACGCUUUCUCUCGCUCGCUCGCUCUUUCACACGCUUUCUCUCGCUCGCUCGCUCUUUCACACGCUUUCUCUCGCUCGCUCGCUCUUUCACACGCUUUCUCUCGCUGGCUUUAACUCACUUGCUUUGCUCUUCUCUUCUCACUCUUUCACUUGCUUUGUCUCCGCUCUGCAUUCUCUCACUCUCACUCUCUCACUCUCUGCCUUUUCCACCCACUUUCUCUCUCUUCCACCCACUUUCUCUUGCUCUCUCUCUCUUCCACCCACUUUCUCUUGCUCUCUCUCUCUCUCUUCCACUCAUUUUCUCUUGCUCUCUCUCUCUUCCACUCAUUUUCUCUUGCUCUCUCUCUCUUCCACCACUUUCUCUUGCUCUCUCUUCCCACCCCACUUUCUCUUGCUCUCUCUUCACCACUUUCUCUUGCUCUCUCUUCCACCCACUUUCUCUUGCUCUCUUUCCACCCACUUUCUCUUGCUCUCUCUCGCACUCUCUUCCACUCUUUUUUUUUCUCUCACUCUCUCUUCCACUUUCUCACUCUCUGCCUUUUCCACUCACUUUCUCUCUCUUCCACUCACUUUCUCUCUCUUCCACCCACUUUCUCUCUCUUCCACCCACUUUCUCUUACUCUCUCUCUCUCUUCCACCCACUUUCUCUUCCUCUCUCUCUCUCUUCCACCCACUAUCUCUUGCUCUCUCUCUCUCUUCCACCCACUUUCUUCCUCUCUCUCUCUCUUCCACCCUCUUUCUCUUGCUCUCUCUCUCUCUUCCACCCACUUUCUCUUGCUCUCUCUCUCUCUUCCACCCACUUUCUCUUGCUCUCUCUCUCUCUCUUCCACCCACUUUCUCUUGCUCUCUCUCUCUCUCUUCCGCCCACUUUCUCUUGCUCUCUCUUCCGCCCACUUUCUCUUGCUCUCUCUCUCUUCCGCCCACUUUCUCUUGCUCUCUCUCUUCCACCCCACUUUCUCUCUCUCUCUCUCUCUUCCACCCCUUUCUCUCUCUCUCUCUCUCUCUCUUCACCCACUUUCUCUUCCUCUCUCUCUCUCUUCCCACCCACUUUCUCUUCCUCUCUCUCUCUUUCCCCACUUUCUCUUCCUCUCUCUCUUUCCACCCACUUUCUCUUGCUCUCUCUCUCUCUUCCACCCCAUUUUCUCUUGCUCUCUCUCUUCUUCCACCCCUCUUUCUCUCUCUCUUCACCCACUUUCUCUUGCUCUCUCUUCCACCCACUUUCUCUUGCUCUCUCUUCCACCCACUUUCUCUUGCUCUCUCUUCCACCCACUUUCUCUUGCUCUCUCUUCCACCCACUUUCUCUUGCUCUCUCUCUUCGCCCUUUCUCUUGCUCUCUCUCUCUUCACCCUUUUCUCUUGCUCUCUCCUCUUUUUUCCACUUUCUCUUUGCUCUCUCUUUUUCCACCUCUCCUUUCUCUCACUCUCUCUUCCACCUUUUUUUUUCUUUUCCUCUCCCUUCUGUAUCUCUUUUGCCUUUCCUCUCCCUUCUGUAUCUCUUUGCCUUUCCUCUCCCUUCUGUAUCUCUUUGCCUUUCACUCUCCCUUCUGUAUCUCUUUGCCUUUCACUCUCCCUUCUGUAUCUCUUUGCCUUUCACUCUCCCUUCUGUAUCUCUUUGCCUUUCACUCUCCCUUCUGUAUCUCUUUGCCUUUCACUCUCCCUUCUGUAUCUCUUUGCCUUUCACUCUCUUUCAUUCCCUUACUUUCUUUAUACUCUGUCUCUCACUGUCAUUUUUGUCACUCUCUUUUCUCUUUCUCACUGACUUUUUCACUUUCACUCUCUUUCUCACUGACUUUCUAUUUCCCAUUCUUUCUCUUUCACUCUCACUUACAUUCAAAGGCUGCCAAAAAGGACACUCCAAUACUGCAGCAGCAGUGGUGGUGUCUGCAGUAGUGUUGCCACCACCAGCAGCAGCGGCAGUGGCAGGAGUGGUAGUGAUAGUAGCUGCGACAUCCAUUGCCGGUACGGCAACAGGAAUCUCUCAUCACCUGUUGCUGGGAAUGGAAACAAGGGACCCGGUUUCCUGUUCACUAAAGACUGGUCAUCUGUCUUACCCAGUCAGUGCCCGGACGAGUGACCAUUCUUUGCAUUUUGUCAACAACAACACUGAUGGCUUGGCGGCAGUGGGGGAGGUCAGGGUAAGUGAUAUAAAUAACUUGUCACUGGAAAGAAGCUAA